Entamoeba nuttalli P19 is the source of this 1089-nucleotide messenger RNA. RefSeq lists its product as hypothetical. Lineage: Eukaryota; Evosea; Mastigamoebida; Endamoebidae. Bases 1 to 1089 code for a protein of 362 amino acids. The transcript has a single exon. The record is from RefSeq and is a predicted model, not a curated record.
AUGAAACCCACAUCACCACAAACAGAAAACUUAUUUUUAAACCAAGGAUUUCAACCAAUACAAGAAACAAAAAGAAAUCUAAUUCAAGAAAUAGAAGAAAAUUCAUAUUCUAAAAAACAAUCACCUCUUUUAUUAAAUCAGAAUGAAGGUUCUAAACAAUCAUAUCCUGGAUUAUUAGAAUUAUUUUUAAAAGGUAAUUUAAAUAAAUCGAUCAAAAAAUCAAAUACACAAAAUGAACAACCACAAUUCUUUUAUAGUGAAUAUGUUAAACAAGAAUAUUUUCAAAGAACAUUUGAUUUAGAUUUUGGAAAUGAAACAGUUAUGGAUAUAAAUGAACUUCCAUUAACACAAAUUAUUAAACCAUUUAAAUUAAUAAGUCCAAUUGAAAGAAAUAAGUUUAAUCAGAAAAAAAUUAGUAGAUAUUAUAAAAUACCUAUAGAUCAUUUAAUAAAAGAAGAUGACACAACACAAAUUGAAUCUAAUAGUUUUGAUUAUUCAGAUAAAUCUAGUGAUACUACAACAUUAGUUUCAAUAGAAGAAAUUGAUUUAGUAAGUAAUAGUAAUAACGUAAAAGAAAUUAUUAAAUGGUUAUCAAAUAAUAUUAUAAAAUUAACUAAAUUAAAACAAUCAAAAUUAUUAAUUUAUAAUUAUUCAAAACAAGUUAUUAAAUAUCUUUCAUAUUAUGGAAUUAAUAUUCAUAAAAUACCAUUUAAUAAUAGUAUUAUAUCAAAUGAUUUAUUAAUUUCACUUUUAAAUAAAAUUACAAUUAAAUUUCCUCAAAGUGAUUUAUGUUAUUGUAUUAAAUUUUUUAAUAAACUUGAAGAAACUAUUAUAAGAAUUAGACGUUAUGGAAUUGAUUAUUCUAAAACAGAAAUUAAUGAUUUUUGUAAUUAUGAAUGGUCAUUGACAUGUGAAUUAUCAUUUCUUGAAUCUUUAUAUCAAUAUGGAAACAAUAUGGAACAAAUACUUUUAAAUAAUCCUAUUAUUCGAUAUCAGUUAAGAAUAAUUAAUAAUAUUCAAUAUAAAAAUCAACAAAUACAAUUUCUUAAAAGGAGAUUAGCUGCUUUGUAUAAUAAAUUUUCAAUAUGA